CAAUGAAUUGUUUGAGCAAAAUGAAAUCUCUCAACCCGCCUCUUUUAGUAGCCUUGAACAAGCUUUCCUUUCAAAGAAAUAUACCAACUUGCUUCGUGAAAAAUAUUAGUGGAGUUGCUUAUACUUUUUCGCGCCACGGUAAAGUUACGGAUGUCCUGAAAAAGGAGACUCAAAGUUAUGAUGAGAAGAAGCUUGGUCCGUCGCAAGUACUCGUGUCUUUUCUUGCCUCCACUAUAGGAACAACAGAUUUGGCUUUUAUAAGAGGCAUGGGCAAACUAGAUGGUUCUUCUUCCAUCAAGUUGCCUUGGGUUGCUGGUUUAGAGGGCGUGGCAGAAGUUGUAGCUACGGGAAAUCAGGUAAAGUCUGUCGGUGUUGGAGAUCGAAUAAUACCUUUUGGUUUUGCAAUCGGUGCCUGGAGAGAACAUGGUAUAUUCAGUGAAUCACAAGUAGUCCCGAUUUCCAAAUCGGUUAAGCUAGAAUACGCGUCUUUGGCAUCAGGUGGUCCAUGUGUUGCUUAUCGAUUGCUUGAAGAUUUUGUUCAUCUUUCACCCGGAGAUGUUGUUAUACAGAAUUGUGGAACAGGAGCAGUUGGUCUUUCAGUUGCUCAAAUAGGAAAAGCAAAAGGAUUGCGAGUAAUAAGUGUCAUCCAAGAACGCGGAAAUUACGGUCCUACUGUGGAGAGACUGAAGGCCUGGGGCAAUGAUAUUGUUGUGUCACAUCGUUAUGUUGGAACUUUUGCAAUGAGACGUUUAUUGGAAGACUUGCCUCCACCAAAACUGGCUCUCAAUGGUGCUGGUGGUCCAACAGCAACUGAACUUGCACGUUUACUUGGAAAGGGUGGUACAAUGAUAACGUACGGAAAUGCUUCCAGGAAACCUUUCAGUAUUCCAACAGGUAUAUUUACUACAAAUGAUAUCUCACUUAGAGGAUUUUCGAUGCUCAGUUGGUUGCAAUCAAAGUCAGAGAGUGACGUGAAGAAAAUGUUACAAAGUGUCACUCAAAUGAUGGAAAAUGAUCAGCUAAAAUUCUGGAUUGAAAGGAAAAAGUUGGAAGAACUCGAAGUUGCGUUACAAGCAUUGUCAAGACCACAACAGGAAAGAAGAAUAGUUUUAGUAACGAAGAAGGGAGAGAUGUAUUUGAGUGGUUAACGUCGCCGCUACUAUAAAAAAACAAUCACAAUGUUUCUAAUUC
Galdieria sulphuraria is the source of this 1191-nucleotide messenger RNA. Its product is annotated as mitochondrial trans-2-enoyl-CoA reductase. Lineage: Eukaryota; Rhodophyta; Bangiophyceae; Galdieriales; Galdieriaceae. The record is from RefSeq and is a predicted model, not a curated record. The transcript has a single exon. Gene Ontology annotation, molecular function: trans-2-enoyl-CoA reductase (NADPH) activity. Gene Ontology annotation, cellular component: mitochondrion. Gene Ontology annotation, biological process: fatty acid metabolic process. The coding region runs from base 21 to 1148 and encodes 375 amino acids.